Rattus norvegicus (Norway rat) is the source of this 3073-nucleotide messenger RNA. RefSeq names its product reticulocalbin 1 (gene Rcn1). NCBI's taxonomy places the organism in Eukaryota, Metazoa, Chordata, Mammalia, Rodentia, Muridae. Gene Ontology annotation, cellular component: endoplasmic reticulum; endoplasmic reticulum lumen. The record is from RefSeq and is marked provisional. The transcript is spliced from 6 exons. Gene Ontology annotation, molecular function: calcium ion binding. The coding region runs from base 453 to 1430 and encodes 325 amino acids.
ACUGCAAAUUGUGUUAACCGGGUUUAAAUGCUCAUCUCCGGGGUAGCCUUGGGCUGAGGUUUGGGCUUUCAGCUGGAAGCUGAGCGGGAGCGCUGCUUCUCUAACCGCGGAGAAGAGCUAUCAUCCAAAACAUCUGUUGCAUUUUCACAAAGUACUUCUUUCCGGUCUUGCAGAGAGCCCUCCAGUCCGCAGCCCCCAUCAUCUGGGCCCGCCCCUCGCAACGAGAUCGCGGGGAGGGGCCGAGGCGAAACCGGAGCCCAGCGCCCACCACCCUGGCUGGCGACGUGGCUCCGCGGCCCCGGCCUCCCCCGGCGGCGCCGUGGCCAAUGGGCGCGUGAGUGGGGCGGCCCGAGCCUCCCGGAGCCAGCCGGGCGCGCCCCUCGCUGGGGAGGGGACAGCGGCUGCGGCGCUACGAGCCCCCACUGCCCGGCAGCCUCCCUUUGCUCGCGACUAUGGCGCGCGGUGGCCGCCUGGGACUCGCCCUGGGGCUGCUGCUGGCACUGGUGCUGGCGCUGCGGGCCAAGCCCACGGUGCGCAAGGAGCGCGUGGUUCGGCCCGAUUCAGAGCUGGGCGAGCGGCCGCCCGAGGACAACCAGAGCUUCCAGUACGAUCAUGAGGCCUUCCUAGGCAAGGAGGAUUCCAAGACCUUCGAUCAGCUAAGCCCGGACGAGAGCAAGGAGAGGCUGGGGAAAAUUGUUGAUCGAAUCGACAGUGAUGGAGACGGCCUUGUUACUACUGAGGAGCUGAAAGUUUGGAUCAAACGGGUACAGAAAAGAUACAUCUACGAUAAUGUGGCUAAAGUCUGGAAGGAUUAUGAUAGGGACAAAGACGAAAAGAUCUCCUGGGAAGAAUACAAGCAGGCCACCUAUGGCUACUACCUGGGAAACCCUGCUGAAUUCCAAGAUAGCUCUGAUCAUCACACCUUUAAAAAGAUGCUGCCACGGGAUGAGAGGAGGUUUAAGGCUUCAGACCUCGAUGGCGACCUGACAGCUACUCGGGAGGAGUUCACUGCCUUUCUGCACCCAGAGGAGUUUGAACAUAUGAAGGAGAUUGUAGUUCUGGAAACCCUGGAGGAUAUCGACAAGAACGGGGAUGGUUUUGUGGACCAGGAUGAGUACAUUGCGGACAUGUUUUCUCACGAGGACAAUGGCCCUGAGCCAGACUGGGUUUUGUCUGAACGGGAGCAGUUCAAUGAUUUCCGAGAUCUGAACAAGGACGGGAAGCUGGACAAGGAUGAGAUUCGCCACUGGAUCCUCCCUCAGGACUACGACCAUGCACAGGCCGAGGCCCGGCAUCUGGUGUAUGAGUCAGACAAAAACAAGGAUGAGAUGCUAACCAAGGAGGAGAUUCUAGACAACUGGAACAUGUUUGUGGGAAGCCAAGCCACCAAUUACGGGGAAGAUCUGACCAAAAAUCAUGAUGAACUUUGAAGGACACUCAUCCUCAUGUGGCCAACGGCCUCCGGCUUUCUGCGAUGUUCUGGGUGAUUGCUAUAGGUGUCAAGUGUAUAGCAGUUGUGUCCCUCAACAAUGCUAUUAUACCUCAGAUUGGGGUAGAAAUUAUUUUUCACUCCAUAUUUACUGGAAAAUAACCAUCACUAUUUAUUCCAGUAGGAUUUUUCCUGAAGCACAUUAAACUCUUGGCAAAUUGCAGUUCUCUGAGGGGAUACAUUGCUACAGCAUGAUUUUCUAGACUCCUCCUCUACUUAAUUAAUUAAUGGGCAAGAAAUCAUGAAAGGGUUCUGUAGCUCAAGGUGGGUGGGUGGGUGGGACACUGCACAGAAUAAUCACUAUGUGUUUGAACUAUUAAAUUUUGGGUUUUUUUAGUUGCCACUGUUAAAUGGUGGUGAAGGUAAGGCUUGGAGGAGUCAAUAUUGUAUUUUCCUAGGUCAGCCAACCUUGGAAUAGGCAUGGUAUUUCUAACUCUUUAUAUUUGGAGCUGUUAUCAUAAAUGGUAUAUAAACUUUUGUGUGUUUUCCUUAUGGGCCUGCUAAUGUGCACAGUAAACCCACAUCUUUGGGGUUUUGUUUUGCUUUGUUUUUAAUACUAAGAAGCAAUCAAAAAAAAAAAAGAUAAUGUGAACAAGAAAGAAAUGUUAGGAUUAGGAAAAAAGAUGAAUGCCAGGUAUUUGAAAAACUGUAUGACCAUGGUCAACACUUUAAUAUACUUGAGAAAUUUUUUUACAUGUUAAUGAACCGGGUCUGUUUUUUUAAAAAAUAGUGAAUAGAAAUGCAGUCCCUUCCUGGCUGUGAGGCUAGGGAUCCAGAUGUAGUGGAAUUUAUUAUUUGUUGAGUCCUGAACCUUUGAGCCUGCUUCUAGCACAGCUUAUGCCAAGGAGACAGGGCAAGGUGAUAGCUAAGCCAUUGACCAAACUAUCUGGAGGAAUAAUUACAGGUGCAAUUCCACCUUGUAAAUGGGAGGAGAAGAAUAAAGGAUGUCUUUGCGGAUUUCCCCAUGUGUCUUGUGUUUGAUUUCAUAGAAAGCGUGCUUUCUUUGUUCCUCUGGGAUUAAACGUUCAACAGGGUCCGUGGUCUAGAUCAAAAUGGACUCAGUAUUUACUAGCAAGUUCAGAAUCUAUCAGUAGCUGCUGAUUUCAUCCCUCUGUACUUCGUGUCCGUCUCUGCAGUUAGGGAACCCAGUGUCAUUUCCACAGUAGAAUCCGUCCUGAGACAAAAUCCAGAUCUUGGUAUUGCCUGUGGGGCCUGCCGAACAGAUCUGGUCCUGCUUCCCUUCUGAGAACUGCCUCUUUCUUUAGUCUUCUUUUUUCUCCCCCUUUCCCCACCCUUUUACCCCAUCCUCCACCCUCACUGAUUUUGUUGCUUAGAUGAACUCCCUGGGUGAGAAAUGAACAAAGCCCUAAACAGCGCCAGCCAGCGUAGUUCAGGCUGGGGAAGUAGAGAGCUUCCUGAGCUUGUGUAUAGAGCGUGAGUGACGGUAUACUGACAAGAACAUGGUUGAUCCAUCCCAAAGCAGCCAUGCAACAAAGUCUUUACCCAGCGUGGACUGUGUGGCUUCCUCACAUCCAGAGACCAAGCCCCAAGGCCACACACUGUAUUGCCUGGUUCUGUGUGUCA